Molecule: messenger RNA, 2698 nt
Organism: Sarcophilus harrisii (Tasmanian devil)
Lineage: Eukaryota; Metazoa; Chordata; Mammalia; Dasyuromorphia; Dasyuridae
Gene: HSD17B4
Product: hydroxysteroid 17-beta dehydrogenase 4
Exons: 24
Coding region: 150-2360 (736 amino acids)
Molecular function (GO): oxidoreductase activity
Source: RefSeq, a predicted model, not a curated record
CAAGUCUCGUCUCUCUGUCCUUCCGCCUUUUCUAGAUCCCCAGCCCGUCUCCGCCCCCCCUUUGACCACGCCUCCUCCCCUGCCGCGCAGAUCCCAGAACGCUUCUGUGCGGGUGUUAGUAGGUCUGCUUGUGGCUGUCAACAGGACUUAUGGACGGGCAGCUGAGAUUCGACGGGCGGGUGGUGCUGGUCACCGGUGCGGGGGGAGGAUUGGGACGAGCUUAUGCACUGGCUUUUGCAGAAAGAGGUGCAUCAGUAGUUGUGAAUGAUUUAGGAGGGGACUUCAAGGGAGCGGGGAAAAGCUCCUCACCUGCUAAUAAUGUUGUUGAAGAAAUAAGAAAGAAAGGGGGGAAAGCUGUGGCUAAUUAUGAUUCUGUGGAAGCUGGAGAGAAGGUUGUAAAGACAGCACUUGAGGCUUUUGGAAAAAUAGAUAUUGUUAUAAACAAUGCUGGGAUCCUGCGUGACCGUUCCUUUGUUAGGAUAAGUGAUGAAGAUUGGGAUGUGAUUCAUAAAGUUCAUUUGCGGGGAUCAUUCCAAGUGACCCGGGCAGCAUGGGAUCACAUGAAGAAGCAGAAGUUUGGAAGGAUCAUUAUGACUUCUUCAGCUUCUGGAAUUUAUGGCAAUUUUGGUCAAGCAAAUUAUAGUGCAGCUAAACUUGGUCUUCUGGGUCUUUCAAAUACACUUGCAAUUGAAGGCAGGAAAUUCAACAUCCAUUGUAAUACUAUUGCACCUACUGCUGGAUCCCGAAUGACUAAAACUAUUUUGCCACCAGACCUGCUGGAUUCUUUGAAGCCUGAUUAUGUGGCUCCCCUUGUACUUUGGCUAUGUCAUGAGAGCUGUGAAGAGAAUGGAGGCUUAUUUGAGGUUGGAGCAGGCUGGAUUGGGAAAUUACGCUGGGAACGAACUCUUGGUGCCAUCGUCAGGCAGAAAAAUCAGCCAAUGACACCUGAGGCAGUAAAGGCUAACUGGAGGAAGAUCUGUGACUUUGACAAUGCUAGCAAACCUCAGACUAUCCAAGAGUCAACAGCAGGUGUGAUUGAAGUCCUAAGUAAAAUAGAUUCUCAAGGAGAGAUUUCCAUGAAUCAUACAAGUCAUGCUGCAUCAGCAACCACAUCUGAUUUUACUAGAGCCAUUGGCUAUAAGCUGCCUCAGCGGACCUUUUCUUAUACUGAACUUGAAGCUAUUAUGUAUGCCCUUGGAGUGGGUGCAUCAGUUAAGCAUCCAGAAAACUUAAAAUUUGUUUAUGAAGGAAGCUCAGAUUUCUCCUGCUUACCUACCUUUGGCGUCAUCCCAGCUCAGAAAUGUAUGAUGGAAGGAGGACUCUCAGAAGUCCCAGGACUUAAUAUAGACUUUGCAAAGGUACUUCAUGGUGAACAGUAUUUGGAAUUGUAUAAACCACUUCCGAGAACAGGACAAUUAACCAAUGAAUCCAUUAUUGUCGAUAUCUUGGAUAAAGGAUCAGGAUUAGUGAUACUUCUGGAUGUUUAUUCCUAUAGUGGGAAAGAGCUUAUAUGCUUUAAUCAGUUCUCUGUCUUCGUGGUUGGCUCUGGAGGAUUUGGUGGAAAGAAAACAUCAAAUAAAGCCAAGGUAACUGUACCACCACCUAAGAGAUCACCUGAUGCUGUACUCGUAGAUACUACCUCACUCAAUCAGGCUGUCUUAUAUCGGCUCAGUGGAGAUUGGAAUCCUUUACACAUUGAUCCUAGUUUUGCCAGUCUUGGAGGCUUUGACAAACCCAUAUUACAUGGCCUUUGUUCAUUUGGAUUUUCAGCUAGGCAUGUUUUACAGCAAUUUGGAAAUAAUGAUGUGUCUAGAUUCAAAGCAAUUAAGGCCCGCUUUGCAAAACCAGUAUAUCCAGGACAAACUCUGUUAACAGAAAUGUGGAAGGAAGGAAACAGAAUUCACUUUCAGACCAAGGUCCAAGAAACUGGAGACAUUGUCCUUUCAAAUGCAUAUGUGGAUCUUGUACCAACAUCUGAUUUCUCAGCUACAGUAUCUUCUAAGGAUGGAGUGCUUCAGAGCACUCUUGUUUUUGAGGAAAUUGGUCGUCGCAUCAAAGAUCUUGGAAAGGAACUGGUGAAGAAGGUAAAUGCUGUAUUUGAAUGGAAUAUCACUAAACAAGGACAAACUGCAGCACAAUGGACUAUUGACCUAAAAAAUGGCUCUGGAGAAUUGUAUCAAGGCCCUGCAAGAGGUUCUGCUGACACAGCCUUCACUCUUUCAGAUGAAGACUUCAUGGAGGUUGUUUUGGGCAAGCUUAAUCCUCAAAAGGCUUUCUUUAGUGGCAAACUUCGGGUCAAAGGCAACAUCAUGCUGAGCCAGAAGCUAGAGAUGAUUCUUAAAGACUAUGCCAAGCUUUGAAGGGUCUGUCACUUUCCAGAGAUGAGGAAAAGAAUUGAGAUUUCUUUCCAACAAAGCUUUUGUGAUUAUAUGAUAGAAAUCUUUAAAACUAAGUUGAUGGAAAAACAUUUAACAGUUUCAUAAGAGAUACUACUUUAUUCAAAUUUUAAUUUUCCACUAAUUUGUCAUUUGAUUGUUGCAGUUGCUAGAAAUGGAUUUGAAGGUGCAUUGCAUAAAUCAUAUGCUUCUGUUCUUAGAUCUGUUUUUCUUCAUAAUAUUAAUUUUUCACCCCAAAAGAGUCUCUUUAUGUCUUAAAAUAAUGUUUAUAUUGAAAGAAAAAUUAAAUCAUUUAAAAAACC